Messenger RNA from Solanum tuberosum (potato), 3827 nucleotides. Its product is annotated as kinesin-related protein 11. Gene Ontology annotation, molecular function: ATP binding; microtubule motor activity; microtubule binding. Lineage: Eukaryota; Viridiplantae; Streptophyta; Magnoliopsida; Solanales; Solanaceae. The coding region runs from base 249 to 3473 and encodes 1074 amino acids. The record is from RefSeq and is a predicted model, not a curated record. Gene Ontology annotation, biological process: microtubule-based movement. The transcript has 25 exons.
AAAAUCAAACUCAGAAAAUUCAAACGCCUCCAUAGAUUCUCACUGUUCUCACCUUCCAACUCCCACGUUUCACCUUUCACAACUUUCCUCUUCCUUUUCUCUGCUGUUCUUCUGCACUCCAUUGACGAAUUGAAGUUUUUCUCACUGAGCAAUUUUGCUGAAAGUGUGAAACAUACUUGAAGAAGAACAGCUACACGCAGAUAAAUUUUUGUGUUACCGAUUUUUGGUGGAGCUGAGUGAGUCGGUCAAUGUCGGGUUCGUCGUCUAGAGGGAGAAGUACUUCGCCAUUUCACCGCCGUAAGCCUUCGAGUCCGUACUCAUCUACUUCGUCAUCGUCGUCUUUCAUGAACGGUAGGCUCAUGCCUCGAUCCAGCUCUUCCACAGCGACAUCGUUUUUGGGCUCCGGAACUGGCGCGAGCUCCAAAUCCGUGACUCCUGGACGGAACCGGAGCAAUUCGGAGUAUUCACGAGGUUAUGGAAAUCGGACGCCGGUGAGUUAUCAGUCAACAGAGGAGUUGAUUGCUGAACCAGUUGAUAUGUCUAGAGCGGGAGAGAGUAUUUCAGUCACAGUUAGGUUUCGGCCAUUGAGCGAACGAGAAUACAACAAGGGGGAUGAAAUUGCGUGGUAUCCUGAUGGUGAUAAAAUUGUACGGAAUGAGUAUAAUGCUGCAACAGCUUUUGCAUUUGACAGAAUUUUUGGACCUGAUACAUGUACACAAGAGGUUUAUGAAGUUGCUGCUCGACCUGUGGUACAGGCUGCAAUGGAGGGCAUAAACGGCACAGUAUUUGCUUAUGGUGUUACAAGUAGUGGAAAGACACACACUAUGCAUGGAGAUCAAAAUUCUCCAGGUAUAAUUCCACUCGCAAUUAAGGAUGUUUUUAGCAUUAUUCAAGAUACUCCUGGACGUGAAUUCUUACUUCGUGUAUCAUAUCUUGAAAUCUAUAAUGAGGUUAUCAACGACUUGCUGGAUCCAACGGGACAGAAUUUGCGUGUUAGGGAGGACACCCAGGGCACUUAUGUUGAAGGUAUGAAGGAGGAGGUUGUUUUGUCACCUGGGCAUGCUCUUUCAUUUAUUGCUGCUGGGGAAGAGCACCGCCACGUUGGUUCAAACAAUUUCAAUCUGUUUAGUAGCCGCAGUCAUACAAUAUUCACCUUGAUGAUUGAAAGUAGUGCCCACGGUGAUGAAUAUGAUGGAGUGAUCUUCUCACAGCUUAACUUGAUUGAUCUAGCUGGAUCUGAGAGCUCUAAAACUGAAACUACAGGGUUACGAAGAAAAGAAGGAUCAUACAUUAACAAAAGUCUCCUGACUCUUGGAACUGUCAUUGGAAAAUUAAGUGAAGGGAAGGCAUUUCAUGUUCCAUAUCGAGAUUCUAAACUUACUCGCCUGCUACAAUCUUCACUUAGUGGGCAUGGACAUGUUUCUCUCAUCUGCACUAUUACUCCUGCUUCCAGCAAUAUGGAAGAAACACAUAACACGUUAAAGUUUGCAAGCAGGGCUAAGCGUGUCGAGAUUUAUGCAUCUCGCAACAAGAUUAUUGAUGAGAAAUCGCUGAUCAAGAAAUAUCAGAAAGAAAUAUCUUGUCUGAAGGAAGAGCUUGAUCAGCUAAGAAGGGGGAUGCUUGUAGGAGUCAAUCAUGAAGAACUUAUGACCUUGAAACAACAGUUGGAAGAGGGACAAGUGAAGAUGCAGUCAAGGUUGGAAGAGGAGGAGGAUGCCAAGGCUGCUCUACUGAGCCGGAUACAGAAGCUAACUAAACUGAUCCUUGUUUCUUCAAAGAAUUCAAUUCCUGGGAGUCGAUUUGCUUCUGAAGAUGAUAAGUUGAAUGGUUCAGUGCCCAUAGAUAGUGAGCACCAAAGAGAUUCUUCAUCAGAGACUUCUAAUUUCAAACACGGAAGAUCUUCUAGCAAGUGGAAUGAUGAUAUCUCCCAGGCUGGCGGUGUGAUUACUGAAUCAACUCAGGGGGGUGACCUUGUCACCGGUUCAAAGCUUCCCAUAGAAGGAGUUUCAUUGUCUGAUCAGAUGGACCUCCUAGUUGAGCAAGUCAAGAUGCUUGCUGGAGAGACUGCAUUUAGUACGAGUACAUUGAAACGAAUGAUAGAACAGUCUGUGAAUGAUCCUGAGAAUUCAAAAUCUCAUAUUGAAAUUCAAAGUUUGGAGCGUGACAUUGAAGGCAAGAGAGAGCAGAUGAGGAUCUUAGAACAGCGCAUUGUUGAAAGUGGUGAAGUAUCAAUCAGCAGUGCAUCCUUAGUUGAAAUGCAGCAGACUUUGAUGAAGCUGAUGACGCAAUGUAGCGAAAAGGGAUUUGAGCUUGAGAUAAAAUCAGCAGACAAUCGGAUUCUCCAGGAAGAGCUGCAGAACAAGUGUUUAGAGAACAAGGAACUGCAGGAAACUAUUUGUAAUCUUGAGCAGCAGCUAGCUGCAGUGAAGGUGGAGAAGUCAUACCCCUCAACAGAACAGGGUCUUCUAUCAGACAAGUAUAUUGAUGACCUUGAAAAGAAACUCCAGUUGCAGGUUAUUGAGAAUGAUAAGUUGAAGUUGGAACUAGUUCAGAGUGUAGAGGAGAGUAGUGGAUUGCGAGUACAGAACCAGAAAUUGUUUCAAGAGACCUCAUAUGCAAAAGAAUUAGCAUCUGCUGCGGCAGUUGAACUUAAAAAUUUGGCUGGUGAAGUGACAAAUCUAUCGAUACAGAAUACAAAACUCGAGAAAGAACUGUUGGCCGCUCGACAGGCAUUAAAUUCUAGGAGCACCAUUGCACAAACUGGUAAUGUUCGCCACCGAAAGCAUGGCGAAAACCUAUGGCAAGGACGUAGAAGUCGGGUUUCUGACCGAGAAAGUGAAGUUCCUGGAGUUGUUCGUGAUGGAUUUGGCACAUGGGAUCUAGAUACUAAAGAUUUAAAAAUGGAGUUGCAGGCAAGAAAACAACGUGAGGCAGUUCUUGAGGCCGCCUUGGUUGAGAAGGAAAUACUUGAAGAUGAGUACCGGAAAAAGGUUGAAGAGGGAAAGAGAAGGGAGGCAGCUCUGGAAAAUGAUUUAGCAAAUAUGUGGGUGCUCAUUUCUCAGCUAAGGAAAAAGAAUGGUGACACGCAAGAUGUAAAGACAGUAACAGGAAGGCAGAAUGUUGGAAGAGGCAAUAUGAAUGAUCCAGAAAUGUUUGAUAGUGAGUACAAUGACCCCAUCCUCGAUGAUGGACAAACCGUGGAUCAUGCAACCUCUGUUGCUGAGAUUCUGAAGGAAGACCCUCUUGUUGCCCACUUGAAGGCUCGAACGCAAGAGAUGAAGGAAAAGGACCACACAUAUGUGGGGAAUGCAGAUGCAAAUUCACAUGUAUGUAAAGUCUGUUUCGAAUCACUAACUUCUGCAAUGCUCCUUCCUUGCCGACAUUUUUGCUUGUGUAAAUCUUGUUCCCUGGCCUGUGCUGAGUGUCCAAUCUGUCGAACUGAAAUUGCAGAUAGGAUUUUUGUCUUUACUUGAGACGCCAUUUCAAGUGCUUGAGCUUUGGUGAAAGGAAGGUUCUCUUCGCACUUGUGAAACUCACUUUCUCAUGACAAUUCUUUAAAUGGAUUAACUGUAUGUAAUGUCAAAGCAGUAUACCUUUUCCCCCACUUAUCCACCAAGUAACUGUAAAUUAAGAAAGAUAAGGGGACAAAGGAAACAGUCGAAUUAGUAAAUUUGAACUCUGGGAGUAGCUUCUGGCCACAGUUUGAUCUCCUCACUUCAGCUGUAGUAUAUAGAGAACACAACUGCAAUGACAAUGUUGCGUCGUGUAAGUAAAAUAUUUUGAGCUUGUACAUCAUUGGGGCUAUAUUCUUGUUCUCUUUGGUCUGA